Triticum aestivum (bread wheat) is the source of this 4379-nucleotide messenger RNA. Its product is annotated as putative disease resistance protein RGA1. Bases 143 to 4291 code for a protein of 1382 amino acids. The record is from RefSeq and is a predicted model, not a curated record. Gene Ontology annotation, molecular function: ADP binding. The transcript has 2 exons. Lineage: Eukaryota; Viridiplantae; Streptophyta; Magnoliopsida; Poales; Poaceae.
CUUAAUCGGCAACUCGUCCAGGACAAAAGGAAAGAGACGAUGGUCCAAGGCAUGGCAACUUUUUGAUAUCAUAGAAGAAGAAAACGGAGAGCCUAUCAAAGCAAUAUGUAAAUAUUGUCCAACAAAGAUCAAGUGUGGACCAAUGUGUGGGACAGCUGGUAUGCUCAACCAUAACAAGAUUUGUAAGAACAAACCUGGACCAUAUGACCAGUCACCAAACCCAUCAAGCACGGGUGAUGCUACUGCACAUGUGAAGCCUUCAUCUAGCAGAAAAAGGAGGAGACCCGAAUCAACACAAAUGACCGCGCCUAACACCGCGACUGGUUGGGACAAGGUCGAGAUAUCCAAUAGGAUACAAAACAUAACUAGUGAGCUACAAGGCAUCCAACUGGAAGUGCCUAAGGCUUUCUAUCCAUGUGGAUCAAGCUUAUCUUCAAAUUCAGAUCACCACCAGAGUACAAUCUCAGAUCAGCGCCUAAAGACAUCAAGUCUUGUUCAAAAGAAAGUGUAUGGGAGAGAUGUAGAAAAGAACUCCAUCGUGAAGUUGGUGAGGGCAAAAAACAAAUCUCACGGUGUAACUAUUUUGCCUAUUGUAGGGAUUGCGGGCGUUGGAAAGACAACUCUCGCUCAACUUGUAUACAAUGAUCCAUAUAGUGAAAGUCAAUUUGAUCACAAGAUAUGGGUUUGGGUGUCUCACAACUUUGAUGGCAUGAGGCUCACAAGAGAAAUGUUGACCUCUGUUUCUCAACAAAGGCAUGAAGGAAUAGACUGCUUUGUGAAGCUUCAGGAGAUCUUAAAAAGUCAUAUCAAAUCAAAGAGGGUUUUACUAAUUUUAGAUGACGUCUGGGAUGACAAGGAUGAUUGCCGCUUGAACCAACUAAUGGCUCCUUUUAAGAAUGAUAGUGAUAAUGGCAAUGUGAUUCUUGUGACAACUAGAAAACUUUCUGCUGCAAAAAUGAUUGGAACAACGGAGCCAAUUAAGUUAGGUGCUUUAGAAAAGGAUGACCUCUGGUUAUUGUUCAAAUCAUGUGCAUUUGGUGAUGAAAACUAUGACUGUCUUGGAAAUAUUAGCACAAUUGGACGACAAAUAGCAGAGAAGUUAGAAGGCAACCCGUUGGUAGCAGUAACUACAGGGGCACUAUUAAGAGGUCAUCUUACCGUUGAUCAUUGGAGUAACAUUCUCAAGAAAGAAAGUUGGAAAUCACUGGGACUCAAUGGAGGCAUCAUGCCUGCUUUGAAGCUUAGUUAUGAUGAGUUGCCACACCAUUUACAACAAUGUCUCUCACAUUGUUCUAUAUUUCCCAAAAAAUAUAGGUUUCUUGGUAAGGAUUUAGUCUAUAUUUGGAUUUCUCAGGGAUUCGUGGAUCGCACCCAUUUAAGUGAGAGAUUGGAGGAGGCAGGAUUGGAAUAUUUGAAUGAUUUGAUGAGCCUGGGAUUCUUUCAGCAAGUUGAAGACCAGCAGGAUGAAGAUGGGGAUGAGGAUGAGGAAGAAGAAUCCUCUCUAGGCAGUCAAAUUCGGUACUCUAUGUGUGGUCUCAUGCAUGAUUUUGCCAAGAUGGUUUCAAGGACUGAAUGUGCAACUAUAGAUGGUCUACACUGCAAAAUGCUGCCAAAUAUACGUCAUUUGGCGAUAGUAACUGAUUCUGCAUACAACAAAGAUUGGUAUGGGAACAUUCCUCGUAAUGAGAAUUUUGAAGAAAAUCUGAGAAACACGGUUACAUCGGUCAGCAAAUUGAGGACGCUGGUUUUAGUUGGGCACUAUGACUCUUUCUUCAUAGAAUUGUUCCAAACUAUAUUCCGAAAGGCACAUAAUUUACGCCUGCUGCAAGUGUCUGCAACAUCCACUGGUUUUAACUCCUUUUGUUGUGUUUUGGCAAAUCCUUUGCAUCUACGUUAUCUAAAACUUGAGUUGCACGGGGUUGUGCCACAAGUUUUGAGUAAGUCCUUUCAUCUUCAAGUAUUAGAUGUUGGCUCAGACAUGAAUACUUCUGUACCCAAUGGCAUGCAUAAUCUUGUCAGCCUGCGCCAUCUUAUUGCACGCAACAGAGUGCGCUCUUCAAUUGCUAGCAUUGGCAUCAUGGCAUCUCUUCAGGAGCUACAUGAUUUUGAGGUUCGAAAUGCUAGCGGCUUUGAGAUAACACAACUCCAAUCCAUGAACGAGCUUGUACAACUUGGGGUGUCUCAACUUGAUAAUGUUAAAACUCGGGAUGACGCUUAUAGGGCAGGACUAAGAAACAAAGAACACUUAGAAGAGCUUCAUUUGUCCUGGAAGUAUGCACUGUUAGAAAAUGAAUAUAGCAGUGAAAAGGCAAGAGAAGUUCUUGAGGGUCUUGAACCACAUAUGGGUUUAAAGCAUCUACAAAUAUCUAAGUAUAAUGGUACUACUUCACCAACUUGGCUUGCCAACAAAAUCUCGGUUACCUCCUUGCAGACACUUCAUCUUGAUGAUUGUCGUGGAUGGAGAAUACUUCCAUCUCUGGGAAGUCUUCCAUUUCUUACAAAGCUGAAGUUGAGCACCAUGUGUGAAGUAAUAGAAGUAUUACUUCCUUCACUAGAGGACUUGGUACUAAUUAACAUGCCAAAGUUAGAGAGAUGCUCAAGCACUUCUGUGGAGGGUUUGAGCUCUAACUUGAGGGUGCUGCAGAUCGAGCAUUGCAAAGCACUAACGUCAUUUGAUCUGCUUGAGAAUAAUGAUAAAUUCAAAAUCGAGCAGAGCUCGUGCUUGGCUGGUCUUAGGAAAUUAAUUUUGUAUGAUUGCCCUCGUUUGAAAGUGUUGAACCCUCUUCCACCUUCAACAACAUGUUCCGAGUUACUCAUCAGUGGAGUUUCAAUACUUCCGAGUAUGAAGGGAUCAUCAAGUGAUAAUUUACGUAUUGGGCUCAUUAAUGAGUCUAUAAUCUAUGGCAGUAUUGAUGGAUACGCUGAUGAGUCGAGGAUAAUGGAUGACAAAAUUUUUGCGUUCCAUAAUCUUAGAAACCUCAAAUCGAUGGUGAUAUUUGGUUGCCAAAAUUUAAGGUCAUUUUCAUUUGAAGAUUUUAGUCAUCUCAGCUCUUUAAAGAAUUUGGAAAUAUCAAUGUGCAAGGAACUUUUCUCUUCAGAUGUGAUGCCAGAGCAUACCCUUCAAAAUGUGGCAACCACGAAAUGCAGGGCCUUCCCAUCUCUUGAAAGUCUCAGUAUUAGGUCAUGUGGAAUAACAGGGAAGUGGGUAUCUUUGAUGCUCCAACAUGCGUGGAUCCUUGAGGAAUUGAGUUUGGAAGAUUGCCUACACACAACAAUAAUACAAUUGCCGACGGAAGAGGAAGAAAACAGUCUAUCAGAUCUUAUCUCAGCCAGGGAGGACUCAUCAUCAGGAGAUCAAGACACAUUGACCUGGUUAGCUCGAGAUAGACUCUUGCACAUUCCAUCAAAUAUCACCUCCUCUCUCAAGUGGUUAACCAUUUGGAAGUGCCGUGGUGUAACAUUUAAUGGGAGUGAAAAAGGUUUCUCCAGAUUUACCUCCCUUAAGGAGCUACAAAUUAGGGGAUGCCCCGAGCUAGUCUUGCAUUUGGUGGAUAAAGAUGGAACUUAUUACUGCACGAACGGAAGAUGGUUCCUCCCAUCAUCACUUGAGGUACUGGGCAUCGACAACUAUUUCCAAGAAAAGCUUCAACCCUGCUUUCUGAAUGAUCUCACCAGCCUUAAAAGGUUAUCCGUCUCGUCCAGGCCAUGGUUGAAAUCUCUACAGCUGCACUCAUGCACAGCACUAGAAGAGUUGAAAGUCAUUCAGUGUGAAUCGCUCACGACACUAGAGGGCUUGCAAUUCCUUGGCACCCUCAGGCAUUUGACAGUAUACGACUGCCCUGGCAUGUCUACCUGUUUGAAGAGCCUUUCAUGGCGCUACGGGCUAUGCUCUCGGCUGGAAACGCUCGGAAUUGGUGAUCCAUCAGUCCUUACCACAUCAUUCUGCAAGCUCCUCACAUCGCUGCAAUGCCUAAAAUUAUAUCAUUUUGGGUGGGAAGUAACGAGGCUAACCGAUAACCAAGAGAUAGCCCUUGUGUUCCUCAAGUCCCUGCAAGAGCUCCACUUUUUGUGCUGUUAUGAUCUAGUAGAUCUUCCUGCGGGGCUGCACAACCUUCCUUCCCUCAAGAAGUUGAAAAUAGACACUUGUCCGCGCGUCUCAAGGCUGCCGAAAACAGGUCUCCCACUUCCGCUGGAAGAACUGGAAAUCGAGUUUUGCAGCAAGAAGCUGGCUGAUCAAUGCAGGCUGCUAGAAACAAGCAAGCUAAAAGUCAAAAUUAGUCUAUGCUCUUGAAUUGGUUACUGGACGCCAUGUUAAGCACAUGUUUCUACACAUACAACAAUAAUUAUUGCUAGAUUGCUUUUGAGGAAAUAUCCCGCCA